Trypanosoma cruzi is the source of this 1551-nucleotide messenger RNA. Its product is annotated as clathrin heavy chain, putative. Gene Ontology annotation, cellular component: clathrin complex. The annotation marks the transcript as partial. The record is from RefSeq and is a predicted model, not a curated record. Gene Ontology annotation, biological process: intracellular protein transport; receptor-mediated endocytosis. Gene Ontology annotation, molecular function: clathrin light chain binding. NCBI's taxonomy places the organism in Eukaryota, Euglenozoa, Kinetoplastea, Trypanosomatida, Trypanosomatidae. The transcript has a single exon.
AUUGGCGUGUCAUUUUGAAUAAUGUUAUUCGUGUUAAUCCACAGAAUGCCGUGAGCCUGGCACUGAUGCUCCAUCGUGACUUGGGUGACACCCCAGUAGUGGACCCAAAUGAAGUGGUGGAUAUGUUUGUGACGGCUCAGCAGAUUCAGCAGGCGACGGAGUUUAUCCUUGAGGUUUUGCGAGGGAAGAAUGACGAGUCGACAAAAGACCUCCAGACGAAACUUUUGGAAAUAAAUUUAAAACAUUCUCAUCCUUCUGUGGCGGAGAAGAUAUUUGCGCGUGGUGUUUGCCUCUAUUACGAUGGCAUGAAACUUGCUCCUCUGUGUGAACGAGCUGGACUUCCUCAGCGCGCCAUUGAGUGCUACGUCACGGCGCAGAAUCAAGACCCCGACCUUGACAACCUCUCCAACAUACGCCGUUGUCUCUCCCAUGCUCGCAACUUCAAUCCGGAGUGGAUAUUGGAAUUCUUUGGAAAACUCAGUCAGGCCGAUAGCAUGCGAUGCCUGGGGGACCUCUUACAGAACCAUCGUGAGAACUUUAAGGUGAUUGUGCAGGUGGCGACGAAGUAUAGUGAUGCUCUUGGAGCAGACAAACUUAUCGAGCUCUUUCUUGAGCAAAAAUUGUACCCCAUCCUUUACUAUUAUCUUGGUGCCAUUGUACCAUACACCCGCGACCCGGAGGUACACUUCCGCUACAUUGAGGCGGCAGCAGAGGUGGGUCAGGCACAGGAACUGGAGCGCAUGACACGCGAAAGCCCCUGCUACGAUCCGGAGCGCACGAAAAACUACUUGAAAAACAAAAAGUUGACCAAUCUUUGGCCACUCAUCAAUGUAUGUGAUCAACAUGGUUACAUAGAUGAGCUAGUGCGAUAUUUGAUUGAUACGGACAACGAGACGCUUAUUGAACAAUACUUGCAGCGUCGGAGUCCGGGGAAGACACCUGAGGUAGUGGCUGCCCUCAUCGACUGCAAUGCUCGAGAAGACUUUAUCAAGAAUAUUCUCAAUGCUGUAGGAACGAUGUGCCCCAUUGCGGAGUUGGUGCAAGCCGUGGAAGAACGAUCUCGCCUGCGUCUGAUUCAAGGAUGGCUGGAGGCCCGUUUGGCGGAGAAGAAGACGGAUCCCGCCCUUCACAAUGCCGUGGGAAAGUUGUACGUCGAUACCGACCAACAACCCGAUAAAUUUUUACUUGAAAACGCCUACUACGAACCACUAGUCCUUGGAAAGUACUGCGAGAACCGUGAUCCGAAUCUAUCCUACAUCGCCUAUCGCAAGGGCCACCUCAGUGAGGAACUGGUGGAGCUCACCACGAAGAAUGGCAUGUGGAAACAACUUGCUCGCUAUCUUGUACAGGAGAAGAAUCUUCAACUGUGGGCAUCAACCCUGAAAAAUGAUACCAAGGAUCGUGAUCGACUUGUGGAAGCGGUGCAACAAACCGCCCUGCCUGAGUCUGAGGUAGAUGAGGAGGUAAGCACAACAGUUCGGGCAUUCAUGAAUGCAGGGAUGACACAUGAAUUGACGUCUAUCCUGGAUCAAAUUGUGGUGCGGGGUCGCU